This is a messenger RNA of Solanum dulcamara, 399 nucleotides long. RefSeq lists its product as uncharacterized. The transcript has 3 exons. The record is from RefSeq and is a predicted model, not a curated record. NCBI's taxonomy places the organism in Eukaryota, Viridiplantae, Streptophyta, Magnoliopsida, Solanales, Solanaceae. The coding region runs from base 1 to 399 and encodes 132 amino acids.
AUGAGAAAGUUCAUCUCCGGACAGGGGAGACAUGUGAAAAAGGAGUGCAAAGCAGCAUUGUUAAUCUAUAACAUGGAUACUUCAAGAUUGAUGGUGUAUGCUCAGCAGGUGGAGGAUGAAAAGAGGAAAGACAAAGAGGAGCAUAUGAGCAAGAAGGCAAGGUAUGAUCUGCAAGGACAGAGUCGCCAAAGUUUCAGACCCCAGGGUUCUCAAUCCCAGACUAGUAAAGAGUGUCCAAUAGGGGGAAAUAGAGCCCAGCAUUCUACCACUGCACCAUCGGCUAGGGGUGAUCAGAGGGGCACUACUUCAGGCAUGAGGGGAGGUACAAACUGUUUAUAUGCCAUGGAUAGUCGCCAAGAUCAAGAGAACUAUCCAAAUGUUCUGACGGGUAUGAUUUGA